Leopardus geoffroyi (Geoffroy's cat) is the source of this 7426-nucleotide messenger RNA. RefSeq names its product staufen double-stranded RNA binding protein 2 (gene STAU2). Bases 33 to 1742 code for a protein of 569 amino acids. The transcript has 12 exons. The record is from RefSeq and is a predicted model, not a curated record. Lineage: Eukaryota; Metazoa; Chordata; Mammalia; Carnivora; Felidae.
CCUUUUUAUUUACAGCUUCUCUCCAAGAUAAAAUGGCAAACCCCAAAGAGAAAACUCCAAUGUGUCUGGUAAAUGAGUUAGCCCGUUUCAAUAGAGUCCAACCCCAGUAUAAACUUCUGAAAGAAAGAGGGCCUGCUCAUUCGAAGAUGUUCUCAGUGCAACUGAGUCUUGGUGAGCAGACAUGGGAAUCCGAAGGGAGCAGUAUAAAGAAGGCUCAACAGGCUGUUGCUAAUAAAGCUUUGACUGAAUCUACACUUCCCAAACCAGUUCAGAAACCACCCAAAAGUAAUGUUAAUAAUAACCCAGGUAGUAUAACUCCAACUGUGGAACUGAAUGGGCUUGCUAUGAAAAGGGGAGAGCCUGCCAUCUACAGGCCAUUAGAUCCAAAGCCUUUCCCAAAUUAUAGAGCUAAUUACAACUUUCGGGGCAUGUACAAUCAGAGGUAUCAUUGCCCAAUGCCCAAGAUCUUUUAUGUUCAGCUGACUGUAGGAAACAAUGAAUUUUUUGGGGAAGGAAAGACUCGACAAGCUGCUAGACACAAUGCUGCAAUGAAAGCCCUUCAAGCACUGCAGAAUGAGCCUAUUCCAGAAAAAUCACCUCAGAACGGUGAAUCCGGAAAAGAAAUGGAUGAUGACAAAGAUGCAAACAAAUCUGAGAUCAGCUUAGUGUUUGAAAUUGCUCUGAAGCGAAAUAUGCCCGUCAGUUUUGAGGUUAUUAAAGAAAGUGGACCACCACAUAUGAAAAGCUUUGUUACUAGGGUGUCAGUAGGAGAGUUCUCCGCGGAAGGAGAGGGAAAUAGUAAAAAACUCUCCAAGAAGCGUGCUGCAACCACCGUCCUACAGGAGCUUAAGAAACUCCCGCCUCUUCCUGUGGUUGAAAAGCCAAAAUUAUUUUUUAAAAAACGCCCUAAAACAAUAGUAAAGGCUGGACCAGAGUAUGGUCAAGGAAUGAACCCCAUUAGCCGCCUGGCUCAAAUUCAACAGGCCAAAAAGGAGAAGGAGCCAGAUUAUGUUUUGCUUUCAGAAAGAGGAAUGCCUCGGCGUCGGGAAUUUGUGAUGCAGGUCAAAGUAGGCAAUGAAGUUGCUACUGGAACAGGACCUAACAAAAAGAUAGCCAAAAAAAAUGCUGCAGAAGCAAUGCUGUUACAGCUUGGUUAUAAAGCAUCCACUAGUCUUCAAGAUCAACUUGAUAAGACAGGGGAGAACAAAGGAUGGAGUGGUCCAAAGGCUGGGUUUCCUGAACCAACAAAUAACACUCCAAAAGGAAUUCUUCAUUUGUCUCCUGAUGUUUAUCAAGAGAUGGAAGCCAGCCGCCACAAAGUAAUCUCUGGCACUACUCUAGGCUAUUUGUCACCCAAAGAUAUGAACCAACCCUCAAGCUCUUUCUUCAGUAUAUCUCCCACAUCGAAUAGUUCAGCUACCAUUGCCAGGGAACUCCUAAUGAAUGGAACGUCUCCUACAGCUGAAGCCAUAGGUUUAAAAGGAAGUUCUCCUACUCCCCCUUGUUCUCCAGUACAACCUUCAAAACAACUGGAAUAUUUAGCAAGGAUUCAAGGCUUUCAGGUUCACUACUGUGAUAGACAAAGUGGCAAAGAGUGUGUGACCUGUCUGACAUUAGCCCCUGUGCAGAUGACUUUCCAUGCUAUUGGAAGCUCCAUUGAAGCCAGCCAUGAUCAGGAGCAAAGACAUCUAUAUCAGGAACUCCUCCAGCCAUCUUUCCUUCAUGGUGCAUGCCUGGAUUGAGUCAUUCACAAGCCCAUCUCCAAACAGUUGCUGGCAAGAGACAAUGAGAUCACUAUGAGAUUUUUUUUUUCUUUUUUAAGAUUUUUAUGUUUUAAGCAAUCUCUACACCCAACAUAGGGCUUGAACUCAUGACCGCAAGAUCAAGAGUCACAUGCUUUACUGACUGAGCCAGUCAGGUGCCCUGAGAUCACCAUGAGUCUAAAUGCUUAGGGUGAAAUGAUUGUUGAAGAAUCAACUACAGAGACUACUACAUGAGGAAUUAAAUGCCACAUUGUAUAAUUCGAAAUGUUCUCUCAGACUCAUUAAAAAAAACAACAGGUGAACUUGAUCUUAAUAAUAUACGUUAAUUAACCCAAUAUAUCCAAAGUAUCACUUCCACAUACAAUCAGCUUUUUACAUUAUUGAGGUAUUUAACCAUUUCUCAUAUGUUUCAUUUUGGACUAGCCACACUUCAAGUGCUCAGUACCACGUAUGUGUUGCAUAGCACAGGUCUCCGGGCAUUAUGAUUUGGUCCCUGCCCUUGUCUCCAAUCUCAUCCUUCACCAUUCACCCUGUACCUAACUAAAACCCACACUUUAUGUUCUGGCAGUAUUGAGUUCCCAUAUCUCAUGCUCUUUUGCAUCUGUGUCUUUGUCUACACUGUUCCCUCUGCCUGGGCCAUUCUCUCCUUGCUCAUAAUAGGAACUUUAAUUGUUGUAUCCAUCAGAUCCAACCAAGCUGUCAGUGGCAGUCAAUAGGCCUUCCCCAAAUCUACUUUCUGUGUUAUUCCAUUGUUAAACCUAUCAAACUAUCUUCCCAUUGUUUUUCAUAUUGGUGGACCCUGCUGGGCAGUAACCUCUUGGAGGUGCAGGGCAAUGUCUUAUUCACCUUUGAAUUCUCCUUGUCUAUGCUCUGGCAUGUAGGAGGCACUCAAUUCAUGUUUAUAGGAUGGAAUUGAAUUGGAUUUCUAAGAAAAUUAGAAUAACUUGGAUUUGGUAGAACUCAUUUGGUAGAACUAGUGAGAGAAGUACAAUGUUUGUCCUAGUAUGCUUUCUCUCAUGGUGCCUUAUAAGGACAUUAUUUGUGAAAGCAUUCUGGUACUUUCGUAUGUUGACAUCUGAGUGUUUGCGUACUCUGAGUAUAUGUAACUGAGUAUAUGUAGCAUUUGGAAUCUGUCAGUAAUUCUUCCACUGAUCUGUUUGUAAUCUUUAAUUUUUGUAACCUAUUAUGCAUAAGCCUCCGUUCUUCUCAGUGUCCUGAAUUGCUUUCUUCAAGUUCAAGAGCCUGCCUCCUGAUUCUAGCAUUCCGUAUUGUAGUACAUAAGUCGGUAUCCACUGAAUGAUGUCACUGGGGACUGCAGUCCUCAGAAUAUAAAGAGACACGAACUUCAUAGUUUGGAGCAACAAUUACCUAAGACAAAGUUUUUAUUUUUUUAUUUUUUUUAUUAACAUAAAGGACACACUUAAGUGACAUUGUAUAAUAACAGACCCCAUGUCAUCAUCCUAGAGGUAUCUGUAAUAGGGUUCAGGAAUUCUUUGUGUUACAUAGAUUCAGUGUCAGUUUUGAACUUCAGCUGUUUUUCUUUUCCGCACAUCAAGCCAGAGUGCUGAGUGCCAUGGGGUGUUGACAGAGAGGGAAUGAUCACUGCCAUUGACAGCUUCCACGAGGUCCCGGAGCUGCCAAAAUUCAAAAUGUAACCUGAUUUUCAUUUACUUUUUAUGAAAUAGGGUGCUAAGAGAGAUAUUAGAAAGACACAUCAAUUUUAAUGUUUGCUUCGAGAAAUUGUUUUCAUAUAUACUGAUUUUUUUUAUAUUGAAAUAUUUCAGAAUAUUUCCUCUACUUGAAACGUAUCCCAUGAUUAUAGGAAAAAAAUUUCUUCUGACUUUUAACUUUAUUUUAUGAAAUUCCCAUUUUACACAAGUAUAUAUUGUGGUUAAGGAAUUUAAUCAUAUCUUUUUUUUCCUUUACAUUUUAUAUUUCAAUAAUUGGCCCAGUAGUUCACAUAGUGUUUUGUUUUUGUUUUUAGAUUUUCUUUAAUUGAGAUAUAAUUGAUAUAUAUAACAUGGUAUUAGUUUUAAGUAUACAACAUUUUAUGUGAAAUGAUUGUCAUAAUAAAUUUAGCUAACAUCUGUCACCACACACAGUUAUAAAUUCAGUCAUAUCUUCAAAAAAAAUCAGCAGGAAGUGAGUAGGAACAACUUCUCACCACUGGAUAGUUUAUCACUCAUGGAUGGUCUAGAACAGGAGUCAGCAAACUGUGACCUGCAGGCCAAAUCCAUGCUACCGCUUGAAUUAAGAAUGGUUUUUAGAUUUUGAAAUGAUUGGAAAAAAGAUCAAAAGAAGAAUAAUAUUUCAUGACAUAUGAGAAUUAUAUGGAAUUCAAAUUUUAGUGCCCAUAAAUAAGUUUCAUCGGAAAAUAGUCAUGCUUAUUCACUUGGGUAUUGUCUAUAGCCACUUUUACUCCACAACAGCAGAGAUGAGUGGUUACGACAGAGACCUUGUCACCUGCAGAGCCUGAGAUACUUAGUAUCUGCCACUUUACAGGAAAAAAAUUGCUGGUCUAAUUCCGGGACUAGAAGGAAGAAACAUUAGGCAUUCACCUUUUGAAAUUUGUAUCAAAUGGUUAUUUUAAACAUGGGCAUUCAGAGUUCAUUCUCUUUCAGAAAGGAGCCAGUUUUCUGGAAAUAGUUCCCCUAUUACAGCACAGUUAGACUUGAUUGUGAAUUUUGUAUUUAUUUACUCUACAGUGGAAAUCAAUUUUAUUCUCUAAGGGAAUAAUAAGUCUUUCUUUAUCAGUAUUCAUCAGAGCAUUGAAAGAAAGUUUGUACCAAAGGAGGUUACUUUUGUCUCCUUUUGAAAUCCCAUUUAGAAACAUUUCAUAGCUGGACUUUUUUUUUUUUUUUUUUUUUUUUUUUUAAGUAGUAGGGAAUAUUCUCUUGUUUCCAUGGUGAUCUUUCACUUCUUUUAUUUCAGCUGUAUAAGCAGUUUCCAGAACCAACACUGAGUUAUAGGGGAAGGCAGUGAGAAGACUAAAUAUUAUAUAUUUUAUAACUGAUUCAUGAUUCCAUUUAUGCUUAGUAUAGCAUGACCACAUUUCUAGGAGGGUGCACAUAUCCAGUGAUAUUGUGCCCACAAGUGACUUAUUAAUUUUACCCAAAAAUUAAUUUUGGACUACAGUCAAAACCCACGAAUUUAAUUUAUUGCUUUCUUUCUCCCACUUUUUCCUGAAGUGAUGAUUAACAGCUAUUUUAAUCAACAGAAAGUGUGAAAUUUUAGGUUUCUAAAAACCUGACUUUUCUCAACUACACUAAAAAUGAUUUUUAGGGUGGUUAUUUGACCUGUACCCCAGUUACCUAUAGCUCAGUGUUUCACAACAGAUUAUCUCUUUGAAGAUAAUUUCAUGUUCAUGGUCUCAACAAAUUAUAGAACCAAAAAUAUUUUCUAGAUUUUUCUCCCUAAUAAGUUUUGGUCAACUUGGGACCUGCAUACAAACUCCAUGUCAGUAGUUACUUGAUUUUUAAACUUUUCUUUUUUAAUGUUUAUAUAUUUUUGAGAGAGAGAGAGUGUGUGAGUAGGGGUGGGGGAGGGGCAGAGAACGAAGGAGAGACAGAACUCGAAGCAAGCUCCAGGCUCUGCACUGUCAGCACAGAGCCUGAGACAGAGCUUGAACUCACAAACUAUGAGAUCACAACCUGAGCCGAAGUCAAACGCUUGACUGACUGAGCCACCCAGGCACCCCAUUAGUUCCUUGAUUUUUAAUUCAGUAUUCCAAUUUUACAUUAUUUAAGUAGGAAUUUAAUAUUUCUACUGUUCUGUAGAUCCAUAUAUUUGAAGUUGAUUUGAAGAUCAUUAGGGAAAUAUUCUACAAACCUUUCUGUUAACAGUUCAUACUAAUGAAUCAUAACCAGAUAUAUUAUUAAACCAAUAAAUACCAUAUGUAUAUAAUUGGCUAAAUGGAUGUGAAAGUUACAGUGGAAAACUGUUGCCUAUAUAGACUUUUUAAAGUGACGAUCAAUGGCAUAUAGUCCCCCAGGCCACAGAUUUGAGAGCGUUAUUACCCACUGGAGGUCACUUUUACAACCUAAAGAGUAUUACCUUCCUUGUAAACUCAAAUUAUGGUGUUGUGUAUGAUUUAUUAUACUAUUUAAAACCGAAAAACAGAAACCUACUCUUAGUAAUACACCUUCAAUUAAGUCAUGUCUCUCCCCAUUUCCAAAAUUCUUUUUUAGACAAACUAGUUAUUUUUCAGAAAUCCAAUUUUCUUCUUUCAUUGCUAACAGUUAUUUGGCCUGCUGUCUUUGUUUCUAAGUUGGCAGCUAAUGCCUUUUCAGAUCACAUAUUUUAAAAAUACCCUUUAGUUAAUUUGCUUCUCUUUGCAUCCUCUGAUGAAGGAAUUUGAAGAUAGUUUUAAGCCCCCAAAUAUUUAACAUGUGUGAAAUUAGUAAUGGUCAACGUACUGAUAAAAAACGUCUCUGUGACCCUUCGUAGGCAGUCCAGUGGCGUGCUACCCUCCUCUGGUACCUUUGGUGAGAAGUGUCACCAUUACACCAAGACCCACACUUAAAUUUCUCACUCCAGAGAACUAAUAUGCAGUAGGCUUCCUGCCUGGCUCACUAAACCUCAUAUGCAGAAAAGUCAUGGCCUCACAUCAGUUCUUGCCAUAGAAGGAAACAUAAUAAGAAAUUUUUCAGCUCAGGAACAAACUCGCUUGGCUGCCAGAGCCUCGUUGCUGCUACAUUUCUGCUUCCUAGGCUCCUGUUUGCUGGUCUCCUUACCUAGCACAUCCGUACUGUCUGCUUGGCUGACCCUUGUACUCUGACUGCUGGUUACUUACCACCUGUCUGCUCUGUUGGUUUGUCUUAGCCUACCAGUACUUUGGUUCUCUUUGAUCUUGUACUGCCUAACUGACCCCUUGACGUUGGCUUCUGACUGUUUUCUGUCCUUGUCCGCACCUUGCAUUACAGAGACUCAUUGUUCUCAUUGCUCUUCAAAUCCAAAACUGCCUAUGAUUGACAGAAGUACAUUUUAUAGAUAUUCUAUUCUGCAGUCAUUAUAAAAUGCAGAGAAUACCAUUUUACUUGUUCAUGGAACUGAUGUUCAGUCUGUGCUCUCUGAUAUGGUUGUACCCAGUGUUAAAAUGUUUAAAUGCUUUCAUAAUACUUGGCAAAUAGCUGCUGCCACAUAUUUCACCCCCUACCAUUGUGGCCUUAUGUCCAGGACCUCUGGGACCUCUCCAUCAUCUAGCAACUGAUGGAUCAUUUCUUGGGCCAACAGGAGUUUUCAGGACCGUUUUGUUGUCUGAAUUCAUUGGUUUGUGUUCAUACCACAAAUUAUUACAAAUGUCAAAUAUCACUUCUGCUUUCAGAGGUAUAUGGACGAGUUAAGUUCUUCAAGGGGAGGAGGGUAGAGACAUCCUAAAGUGACCAUUUUUCUGAAUCGAUUUUUGAAAAUUUCCAUUGGAAAUCAAGAAGCAUUUUAUUCAUUCAGCAGUCGUACUAAGCCCUAGUUUCAUGCCCAUCACUGUACUAUAUGCUAAGGAGUAUUUCCAAUUUUGUAAAUUGUGAAAGCCCUCAAACUGAGUGUAAUACAAAGUUGGAGAUGGGAUAUAUGGGAACUUUCUGUACUCUCUGUUCAAUUUUACUGUGAUUCGAAAAUGCUUUAAAAAAUAAAACCCAUUUAAAAGGAAAUAAAUAUUGGUGAAACGA